AUGAGUUUCUUAAAGAGACAUAUGGAUAUGUCAGGAGGUAGUGCUACUAUGGAUAUGUCAGGAGCUAGUGCUACUAUGGACAUGGUAAUGGAAACCGCAGAAGCAGCUAUGAGCAUGUCUCAUGAUCAUACAAGUGAAGAAGGUAUGGGUGGCAUGCAUAUGUGGUUUACCACCCAUUUUAAGGACUAUCCUGUUGUGUUUGAAACUUUAUCAGCAUCGACAAAAGGUGGUGCAUUUGGUAUUUUUGUAUUACUAUUCUUUGCUGCCUUUUUCGCAAGAUUGUUGGAGUUUGUCAGAAACUAUCUCGAAGAAGUUGUAUGGGUCAAUCCAAAAUAUCAAGAGUUUGAAAAUGGUGUUGUGAACCAUAGAGCAAAAUUGCACCAAACUGAAAGCGGAGGAGGAGAAGGUGCAUGCGAACCAGGCGCAUGCGGAGCAGGACAAGAAAGAAUCACAACUGACCUGUUGGAUAAAAAUUUGGUUCUGGAGUCUGGAAAUGAAAUCCACUCUACUACUUCAAGCCAUGAAUCUAAAAAAUCACAUAUCGGAACUGCAAGUAAGAUAAUGAGAAACGUUAUAAGGUUAGCUUUAUGUAUCAUUCCUGACCUUUUCAGUUAUACCUUGAUGUUGGCUGUAAUGACUUUUACCUUGACAUAUUUCUUUGCUGUCGUUCUAGGAUCUGGUAUCGGUAGAUUUGUCAGUGAAAGAUUACUGGAAAAGUUUAGUAUAAAGCGUACACCACCUAGAAGUUGUUGUUAA
This is a messenger RNA of Lodderomyces oxycetoniae, 756 nucleotides long. It is a transcript of the gene CTR1, whose product is annotated as high-affinity Cu transporter. Lineage: Eukaryota; Fungi; Ascomycota; Pichiomycetes; Serinales; Debaryomycetaceae. Gene Ontology annotation, biological process: copper ion transmembrane transport. The transcript has a single exon. The record is from RefSeq and is a predicted model, not a curated record. Gene Ontology annotation, cellular component: plasma membrane. Bases 1 to 756 code for a protein of 251 amino acids. Gene Ontology annotation, molecular function: copper ion transmembrane transporter activity.